AUGUACUUGGAUUCCCCACAAUUGGAAUGGCCAGCAACACCCACGGCAUUGUCCUCCCCCCUUGAUCCUCACCUCAGUCCCCAAACUCAGACUCCGACUCCGCGAUCAACCACCGCAUCACAGAUACUCGCAGCGUUCUCGCCAAGACCCCAACCGAAGCAAUCACCUUCAUCAGACCGCGUCUCCCCUCAAGAGUUUCCGAUAGCCAUGGAGGGAAAACGUAGCUCCCGCAGAAAGGAGCAGAUUUCAUACGAGAUAUCAGAUGACUCGGACAACGUUGACGCCUCUUCCUCGCUCGACUCUACAUUCUCUACGCCUCAGAAGGCUCCUCGGACGCGGGUGAGCAUUAUCGAUCUUGAAGAUGAGCUCGAGGAAAUUGAAUCACCUAAAACUCCACCCCCUCGUCUCUCAUCUGCCGGGCAUGCGUUACGUCAACCCAACGAACUCGCUCUGUCCUUACGGGCACAGGAGAAUGGCGAUAAGCGUAUCGCCAAGAAGAGAAAGAUCACAAAGAGGCAUGCAAAACCGAAGACUAUAUUACAGCCCUCGGCUCCUAAAACAGCUCGUCAGGAACUCCGACACCAUGUUAACACGGCGACAGCCGGAAAGAGAUCAAACUUCUUUGUGGCAAAAAAGGACCUCUUCCUACCCUUACUCCCGGAAGGCAACCAUGUUCAGCGCCUUAUGGCUCAACGUCAACAAAGCGGGAAGAGGGAAGAAGAUCUGAGUGUGCCUUAUGAGAUCAUUGAGCAUCAGCCUGCAGGAAUCAAAGCGGACAUGAAGCCCUAUCAGCUACUGGGCUUGUCUUUCCUGAUUUAUCUUCACAGGAAUGGUCUAUCUGGCAUUCUCGGUGAUGAAAUGGGUCUCGGAAAGACCUUACAGACGCUGUCUUUGAUCCAGUACCUGAAAGAGAGUCGAAAGCUUUCAACCUCGAGUGUUGAGCUUCGACCUUGUCUCGUGGUAUGCCCCUUGAGCGUCCUUAGCUCGUGGAUGGCUGAAUCUCGACGAUGGACUCCUGAUUUGAAAGUUUUGAGAUUCCAUGGGUCUGUACAUGAGCGCGACCGACUGAAGAGGAUAGCGAUGGGCGAUAUUGAUACCUUCGGCAAUGAGACCAGAGGAGCACGCAAAAAGAAGAAUGAUCGCCGCACUGCUACUGGCAAGCCUAUCAUUGAUCUAGAUUCCGAUGCGGACGAUGCUCAGGGAGUUGAUCUCAUCGUUACAACAUACGAAGGGUACCUGGCCGAGCAAGGCUGGUUCAAAAAGGCAUUCCUCUGGAGCUACGUCGUCCUUGAUGAAGGACACAAAAUUAAGAAUGAUCUCAGCUUGGUUUCCAAAGCGCUUCAAGGAUUAGGCGCAGAGUACCGUUUGAUCCUGACAGGCACACCAUUGCAGAACAAUUUAGUAGAAUUGUGGGCCUUGCUCCAUUGGCUCUAUCCUGAGGUCUUCACGGAGAAGACCGCCGAGCUUUUCAGGUCCUCGUUCAACCUUAAUAAGGGACAAGUCAGCACCAAAGUCAUGGACGAUGCUCGGCGCUUGCUUGAGAUCAUAAUGCUCAGAAGGAUGAAGAACAGCCCUGGAGUGGAUCUCAAUCUUCCACCAAAAACCGAAGUACUACUAUACGUUCCUCUAACUCCUAUGCAGAGAUUUUGGUAUAUGAGACUAUUGACUCGCGCCGACAAAGGACUUUUGGAGGAGUUGUUUCAAGGUGCCCAACAAAAGGAGGCCGUUGCUCUCAAACAGGAGUCGGAAGAGGGAGGCAUCUUGCAAGAAAAGGGUAUAGAAGAGCUAGAAGCAUUGGAAAACAAAGCAUACGGAGGGGAAGAAGCCGCGACUGAGUGGCAAGAGACUAAAGAAAUUAUGCGCCAAGCCCUGGAGCACGAACAGCAGGACGAAAACAGGAGUACGGCCUGGAAGAAGCUGAUGAACCUUUUAAUGCAAUUGAGAAAGUGCUGCAAUCACCCAUACACUCUUCCUCAUGCAGAGCCAGACCCGUAUUACCUCGGCGAACACGUGAUCCAUGCAUCAGCCAAAUUUAUCGUACUCGACAAGAUUAUCGAUGAGUUGGUCGUGAAACAAAAGAAAAAAGUCCUCAUCUUCUCUGGCUUUACUCGUAUGCUGGACUGCUGCGAAGACUUCUUGCACCUACGCGGUGCUGGGGAGCAAUUCAAAUACGUCAGACUCGACGGAGGUACUUCGCGCGCCCGACGGAACCUUGGUAUACGCAUGUUCAAUCAGGAAGAAUCCGAGUAUCGGGUUAUGCUAAUCUCGACUCGCGCUGGCGGCCUGGGUAUCAACCUAGCGACAGCAUCCGAUGUCGUUAUGCUCGAUCAGGACUGGAACCCACAGAUCAUGCUGCAGGCUGAAGCUCGUGCUCAUCGCAUAGGACAGAAGAAGCCUGUGACCGUAUAUAAGCUCUGUACACAAGGCACGGUUGAACAGCAGAUGAUGGGCAGAAUUCAGAAAAAGCUUUACCUCUCUGCGAAGGUGACAGAGUCAAUGCGAGAUAUUCAUUUACAGUCGGCAACGAAGAAGAAGAAAGGCCCAGGAGGUAGAGUUGUGGAAGCAGCAGAAGAUGAUAUGCCGCAGCUUGAUACAACCCAGUUGAUGUCCUUGGUCCGACGAGGAGCCCAGGCACUCGCACGUCCAGAACUUGACGUGAACGAGAUGCUGAGUUGGGACUUCUCAACAAUGCUCGAGAAGUGCAAAGAUCAACCCGCCGACAUCCACGUCUCGGGGCAGAUACAAGUCGGUGUCUCUGUGAAGGAAGAAGACGAGAAGAGAUGGUUGGCUCAGAUAGAACAAGUCGAGGCGCGUGUCUUCGAGGGCAAAAAGCAUAUCAAGGUUAGAGAAUCCAAUGGCUACGAUGGAAUUGCUCAAGAAUGGUCCAGAGAGGAAAGACGAAUUGGCAAAAACACUACUGUCAUCAUAGAUGGCCAUGUAGUAAGCAAGCAAAGCGCCAAUUGUGCCGACUGGGAGGCUGUGCCAACAAUGGCGGGCAAAGAUCCUCGGCUAGCGGAGCCUAGGCGGGAGAAAAAGCCCGAAGUAGUUAAUCAGGAGCAAUGCCAGGUCUGCUGGGAUGGCGGAAACCUAGUCCUCUGUUCAGGAUGUCCCCGCUCCUAUCACUAUACAUGCCUUGACAGAGACUUCAAAUCGAAGUCCAAGGGCAAAAUGCACUUUCACUGUCCGCAACACCAGUGUGCGGACUGCCAACAAAACACUACUGAUGCUGGCGGCAUGCUCUAUCGAUGCCGCUGGUGUGAGAGAGGAUUCUGUGAGGACUGUCUCGACUGGGACAAAACGGAACUUCUCGGCGAAAAUCUUAAAGAGUACGAACUACUUGGCUUUCCGGCAGUCGCGCAAGCAUUUUACAUAAAAUGUCCGAGCUGUUUCGACCACCAUGUUGAGACUCCUGAGGCAGCCGAUUAUUGUGUUUAUCAGGCCGCAGAGAUCGAUGCUCGUUAUGAGGUCUUAGUGGAAGCGCAGGCUUUGGUUGCAGCUGCCACACAGGUCGGGAAGAAGCCCGUGCCUCAAACGCCGGCUGAGAGUCUGACCGAUGGGACGACCUUGGACAACAGUUCUGGCAUUAGCACCCCUCGCUUUGGAGACUUUGCAAAUACUACGAGCAGCCGGAAACGCAAAGAUGGCCCACAAUCUGUCAAACAAACGCCUACACCCUCAAAGCGUUCGAAGGGUAUCUCAAUUUAG
Messenger RNA from Letharia columbiana, 3705 nucleotides. RefSeq lists its product as uncharacterized. The transcript has 8 exons. Gene Ontology annotation, cellular component: nucleus. The record is from RefSeq and is a predicted model, not a curated record. Gene Ontology annotation, molecular function: ATP-dependent chromatin remodeler activity; DNA binding; ATP binding. Gene Ontology annotation, biological process: positive regulation of transcription by RNA polymerase II. Lineage: Eukaryota; Fungi; Ascomycota; Lecanoromycetes; Lecanorales; Parmeliaceae. Bases 1 to 3705 code for a protein of 1234 amino acids.